AUCUUGUGUUCUUCCUUCUUCUGCGCUGUGUUGAGUUUCAUCACGACUGCCGGACGGUCGGUUCGCUGAUAGAUUCAGCCAGCACAUACAUGUGAAGGAUGACUCGACUGGUUCCGCCAUCCCUUCUCGGCGGCGCAUCGGCGGCAGAAACACCCAAAGGUCAGGGCUGAGAUCAUACAGAAGAACCACGAUGCCGAAAUCAGUCAACCCCUUGCUUUUACGGAGGAGCACCUCUUCUCCCAUAUCUCCUAAUAAGCGCACGAAAAGCGCUCCAAAGGACGAGGACACCGCGCAACCACUAGACGACACAGGCCGAACGCCAUCUCUCGCUCCCUCUGGCGUAGCUCAGGACGCGCGGACUCUCAUCCGCCACGUUCACACGCAGAUGUGGGCGGACAUCCCUGACCGGGCGGCGGGAAUGGGCAGCGAGCGCAUCAGCGAGAUUCUGCGCUUCCGUCGCGCUCUCCCGAAGAUUGUUAGCGUGGUGCAUCUUCAUGCGCUCAGCGUGAGCACGACGGAAUCAGAGCGGGAGCUCGCGAGACUCGUCGCCAUGGGCCAAGUGCGGAAAGUCGUCAUUCCUGGCCGUGGCAAGGGCGGGGCGGCUGUUGGUGAAGGGGUGAUUUUGGUGGCAGAGUGGAAGAAGAGUGUGAAUGAGUGCGGUCAGCUUUCUGAUGAACUGAAAGAAAAAUACCUCCGUCUCAUGGACGAGCACCCCACCUCUGCCGCUGUGCCGACGUCUUCCAUGUCGGAUGCAGAGGUGAGAGAUCUGGUGACCGCAGGCUACUUUACAUCUCCAGCUGCUCUGGUAUCCGCUGGUCUGAGCAAUCUCUUCGCAUCUCCGGGCAGCUCAUCACUCAGUGGGCUGCCGCUUUCCGGCACUCGCGCGGCAACUGGCACGCUGGCCGCAAUUGGAGGCCAAGGCGCGGUUCACGAGAGCGGUGGGGGCGGGAGUACGCUCGCCACCCGAGACAACCGCAUGCCUCUCAACAAAUCACGACAGAUGACGUUCAGCUUGCCAGGGACGGGGGCAUAUCUCAAACUCCUGAUUGCCGCUCGGCAGCAUCUACUCUUCCUUCUGAAACAGACAUCGCCCCGCUUCCGAGAGGCGACGAUGGAGUUUCUGAAGGAAAAGUGGGAUGGCAAUGUUCCCAACGACGCUACGAGCCGGGCAAAGAGAGCGAGAGGCGAGUGGACUGGGGUGUUACCGGGCAAGACGAAGAAGUGGAAGGAGUUCUACGGACUCGAGUUUGAGUGGGUGUUGGCGGAAUGCGUAGGCUCCGGGCUGGUGGAGUGUUUCGAAACGGGCAGCGUUGGGCUGGGUGUAAGAGGCAUUUGAGAGUGGACCUUUCCCUCUAGGCAGCUACUUAAUUUCCCAUGUCUUCUGUCCUUUUGUAAUAGCUGUGUGUUGAAGUUGCAGUGAAAGGACUGAUCAAUAGGUGAAGUGCCCAAGGUCCGUGCGCCUCUCGCGUAAAUUGCCUCGCGUCUUCCAACCUCACACGCGUUGCCUCCAGA
This is a messenger RNA of Neohortaea acidophila, 1512 nucleotides long. RefSeq names its product serine-threonine protein kinase 19. Gene Ontology annotation, molecular function: protein serine/threonine kinase activity. The transcript has a single exon. The record is from RefSeq and is a predicted model, not a curated record. Lineage: Eukaryota; Fungi; Ascomycota; Dothideomycetes; Mycosphaerellales; Teratosphaeriaceae. Gene Ontology annotation, biological process: protein phosphorylation; positive regulation of Ras protein signal transduction. Bases 191 to 1336 code for a protein of 381 amino acids.